AUUAUAAUAUUAAUACGCUCGACUUCCCGCCGGCAUCCUUACAAUUAUGAAGUUUGUUGUGUGACGUAAUCAUUCGAUUGUUGAAGAUCGAACCGUUUAAUCGCAUUAAUUCCGUUGAGAUAUCUUGGUGAUGUUUCCACUUUCACUAUGGAAUUGAAUGGAUUUCCCGUGAUAACGAAGAUAAAUCUUGCGAUUUUCUGGGCUAUUACUACGUCGAUGGCAACGUUCUCCUCAUCCAGCCAUAUUAUUUUUUGGAAUGAUUUCCUCUCAGCUGGAAUAUUUACGAUAAGAAAUGGGCUUCCUGCAUUUCCAAAAACUUUUUCGUUCGUUGCACGAGAAUCCAUUACCGUUAGUUCUAGUGUUAAUUUAACUUCAACACAGUUCAUAGUGUUCUCUUUGGCAAGACUUUCUUUUAGAUCGUCCGAGGAUCUUCCAAAUCACAGUUCCAAAUAUCGUAACUUGGUCAUUGUGUCUCUCGUCAGAACACAUUGAUGUAACGUUGUUCGAUUUUCCCUUCUCUCAUCUUCGGAAUGGUUUCAAUUCGAAGAUUUGGAAAUCAACUCGAACAUUCAGCUGGAUAUUCAUUUCGAAAUUCGUCACGUUUUUCAUGAAUCGUUCGCGCGCACGUUUUCCUUCGCCUGGGUGCAAGAGGGGGAAAACGGAGAGGAUACGCCAGGUGAAUAGGUCGCGGACGAAUUUGGAAAAUGCCGAUGAAGACGACGUGCACGGCUGAAAGGAUUAGCCCGUGAUCCGACGGUCGCCAGAUGAGAAGUUGCGAGCGUCGCGAGCCGACGCGACGGCCUCUCUCGCCAUUCGUAUUUUGUCGACGGUGAAUUCGCGAUGCUAUCUUCCUUCGGCGACUGUUUUCUUCCUUUUUCGAACGCGCGUGUCAAUUUAUCCAGUUUAACGUCUCUUCGGCAUUUGCUGGAUUAAUUUGGAUUAAUUGCAACGUAGAGUGUACGAUCUCCGGUGUGCAAUUUUCUUUCUUCUUCUUUCCUUUUUUUUAUUAAGGAAACUUGAAUGUUUCCAACUACGUUCUGACAUAUUUAUUGACAAGUUCCUAAAGUUGGGUAAACGGGGGAUUAUUCAUUUUCUUUGUUACACCAGCAGUCGAAAAACAAAGAUUUCGAUGAAUCAUUUCGUCGGCGUUAAUUCGAUUUCCAUCCGAAGGCAAUGUUUAUUCCGUAAAUUUUGCAUCGCAGUGUUUACCGUUGCUUAACAUGCAACAUUUCGCUUGUUUUUCACGUCGAGGUAAUUCAACGCUUAAUUAUAAUAAUUCGUGUAUUUCCAACGAUUUCUUCGUUCGCUUUAUUUCGAGAAUUUUUCCACGUGUAAACGUCGUGUAAACGUGAAUCAAGGAUAGGGAUCGGACAUUGCGACGAUUAAUUUUUUCUAUCGCGCUGGGAAAACAGAGUGAAAGUAUUGAAUUGAAUUUUAACAAAUUACAAUUGACAAAUUAUUAUGGAUUGAAUCUUAAAAUGAAUGCCCCGAGCAUUCUACAUUUUAAUAAUUUAAAACGGAUUAUCGUGAUUGUCUGUAAUACAACGAUACUACUCGAGGGUUGAUACUCCAUUUUUCACGGAGGGAAAUAACCAUAAUUCUCGCGUGUCUUACUACAGGGAGGCGAAAAAAAAUAAAAAAAAAAAAAAAUAAAAAUAAAAAGAAAACGAGGAACUUGGAACGAGCGAUCGAUAAUCGUAUUACGAGAUUUAAAAUCCGUUUAGCUACAAAAUACCGGUGUUAACCGAUGAAUAAUUGAGGAUUGUAGUUUGACGUGAAAAUCAAUUCUAUCCGAAUAGAGUGUUUUGCCUUUGUUCCGCUUCCUACGCCUCGUCCCCCCCGGCUCGGAUGUGUACAGAUUAUUUUAUCAAUAUUAUUCAUAGAGGGAUUAAACUAUCGGGGCGAGGCUGGAAAAGGAGAAAAAUAA
This is a messenger RNA of Heterotrigona itama, 1927 nucleotides long. NCBI's taxonomy places the organism in Eukaryota, Metazoa, Arthropoda, Insecta, Hymenoptera, Apidae. The record is from the annotation of a GenBank genome assembly.